Dioscorea cayenensis subsp. rotundata (Guinea yam) is the source of this 1939-nucleotide messenger RNA. Its product is annotated as D-xylose-proton symporter-like 3, chloroplastic. The record is from RefSeq and is a predicted model, not a curated record. Gene Ontology annotation, biological process: transmembrane transport. The transcript is spliced from 14 exons. The coding region runs from base 21 to 1928 and encodes 635 amino acids. Gene Ontology annotation, molecular function: transmembrane transporter activity. Gene Ontology annotation, cellular component: membrane. Lineage: Eukaryota; Viridiplantae; Streptophyta; Magnoliopsida; Dioscoreales; Dioscoreaceae.
GUGAGGAAUAAUCGGCAUCAAUGGCGAGCAUCUCGGUUCCUUUACCAAUAAUUGGAUUCUCAGCUCGAUCUCGGGGCCCUGGAGUUGCGAAUUUUAGCAAGGAUCUCUUCAGGAGUCACCAAUUAGUCUCUCCUCUUUCAUCUUCUCCAUUUCCCAAAGCUUUGUUUCACUGUUCAGAGUCACGACUCAGAGUUGUCGCCAAAAGUUCUCCUUCUCCUCCUCCUCCUUCUUCUGGGGAUGGUGUGGUUGAUUCGGAUGCUGCGGAGGCUGAGGCCUUUGCUUGGCCUUCUGUCAUUCUUCCGUUCCUGUUUCCAGCACUUGGAGGACUUCUCUUCGGUUAUGACAUUGGUGCCACCUCUGUUGCUUCCAUUUCUUUGCAGUCAGCUGAGCUCAGUGGUACCACCUGGUUCAACCUUUCUUCUGUGCAGCUUGGCCUUGUGGUUAGUGGAUCCCUUUAUGGAGCUCUUGCUGGAUCCCUCCUUGCAUAUCCUGUUUCGGAUUUUCUCGGAAGAAGAAGGGAGCUAAUUGCCGCUGCUGCAUUUUAUUUAAUUGGUGGUUUGAUUACUGGGAGUGCGCAGGAGCUUUUGGUUCUUAUAUUAGGCCGGUGUCUUUAUGGCAUUGGUAUAGGUCUGGCUAUGCAUGGAGCUCCCCUCUAUAUUGCUGAGACUGCCCCCUCACAAAUACGUGGAACAUUGAUAUCUCUAAAGGAGCUCUUUAUAGUUCUUGGGAUAUUGCUAGGUUACCUAGUUGGAAGCUUUGAGAUCAAUGCUGUUGGUGGAUGGCGUUACAUGUAUGGUUCCAGCGCGGCAAUUGCCAUUUUAAUGGGAAUAGGGAUGUGGAGUUUGCCACCAUCCCCAAGAUGGCUAUUGCUCAGGGCUGUUCAAGGCAAAAGUUCUUUACAGGAAAAUAGAGAGAAAGCUAUCUAUGCCCUAGGAAAACUCAGGGGUCGUCCACCCGGUGAUAAAGCUUCUGAAAAACAGAUAGAUGAUACUCUGAACUCCUUAAAGACUGCUUAUGCUGAGGAGAAACCUGAGGGAAGUUUAUGGGAAGUGUUUGAAGGAGCAAGUUUGAAGGCCUUCAUAAUUGGCGGUGGAUUGGUCCUUUUUCAGCAGAUAACUGGGCAACCGAGUGUGUUAUACUAUGCGGCAUCCAUUCUUCAGAGUGCUGGAUUUUCUGCUGCAGCUGAUGCUGCUAAAGUUUCAGUGCUUAUUGGGUCUUUUAAGCUACUGAUGACUGGGGUAGCUGUUUUAAAAGUUGAUGACCUUGGAAGACGUCCCUUAUUGAUUGGAGGUGUUGGCGGAAUUGUUUUAUCUUUGUUCCUUCUUGGUGCUUACUACAAAGGUCUUUCAGGCCUUCCUCUUGUCGCAGUUGGUGCUUUACUUUUGUAUGUUGGCUCAUACCAGGUGUCUUUUGGUCCUAUUAGUUGGCUAAUGGUAUCAGAGAUUUUCCCUAUUCGAACAAGAGGACGUGGAAUAAGUCUCGCAGUUCUUACCAACUUUGGCUCUAAUGCUCUUGUGACUUUUGCCUUUUCACCGUUGCAGGAGCUGCUGGGAGCAGGCAAUCUUUUUUUCGUCUUUGGUGCCAUAGCAUUGCUCUCACUUCUCUUCGUCAUCCUCUAUGUCCCGGAGACAAAAGGGUUGAGUUUAGAGAAAAUUGAAUCAAAGAUCUUUAAAAUAAAACCCUACAUCCUCCUUUCACAACGUGUAAACAUAUUUCGGAUGGAGAAGAUAAGAAAAAGAACAAGAGUUGGGUUUUUCAUAGGAUGUGUUUUCUUUGUUUCAAUGUUUUAUGAAGAUGUGGUGCUCUUUUGUCAUUUAUCAAACUUGAAUGGCAUAAAACAGGGACUAAAAAGCAAGAAAUUUUUUUAUUUGAGGCCGGCUUUGUUGUCCGAAAUGUUCUUUCAAGAUCUAUAUAUUAUUACUGUUUAGUCCCUCUUAUA